This is a messenger RNA of Penicillium chermesinum, 465 nucleotides long. RefSeq lists its product as uncharacterized. Lineage: Eukaryota; Fungi; Ascomycota; Eurotiomycetes; Eurotiales; Aspergillaceae. The transcript has 2 exons. The record is from RefSeq and is a predicted model, not a curated record. The coding region runs from base 1 to 465 and encodes 154 amino acids.
AUGAAGCUUUCCCUCUCUCCUAUUAUGCUUGCGAUCAGCGUAGCCUUGGCGGCUCCAGCAAACUUCAAGAGAGCCAAUACCCUCGAAAUUACCAAUCUCUACGCCAACACCGCUUCCGUUGGGGACAGCGCCUAUAUCGACUUCUUCUUAAAAGAUGCCCAGUAUCCCCGCGACACACCAACCGAAUGCAACGUCAUCUGGCAAUACGGAGAGCAGCCUCCUCUGAACGCGCGAUGCCAGAACGGCGCGUACUACAUCAAGUUCCCCGAGGGUCCUGUCAACUUUGAUCACUUCACCCUAGCCCUACAGCGCGUCAAUGGCACUAUUCCUGAAAAGGGCCAGGCGGUGCUCGACUCCAAUGCGAAUGGGAAUGCUCCUGCCAGCAAGUGGUCUUGUCGCAAAAAUGCCAGAGAGGGUGUGAACCUCGCUUGUUCAUAUGACGGUACCUUGAGAAUCAAUGUGUAG